Molecule: messenger RNA, 351 nt
Organism: Gongylonema pulchrum
Lineage: Eukaryota; Metazoa; Nematoda; Chromadorea; Rhabditida; Gongylonematidae
Source: the annotation of a GenBank genome assembly
CUUACUGGAACACAAAGCCACAUCAGCGAUCUAAAAAAUGAUCUGUCCGAUGGUAUUACUCUUAUUCAGAUCGUGGAAACACUGCAGAAGGAGAAGUGUGUUGGCAGAAUUUACAGAACAAAACCGAAUGAAAUUCAGAAAAUUAUGAAUGUGCAAUUGGCACUCGAUGCUCUCAAAACGGACGGUGUACGCCUCAUCAAUAUUGGGGCACAUGAUAUCGUGGAAGGCAAUCUGAAGCUAAUACUUGGAUUAGUGUGGUGUAUAAUACAACGUUAUCAAAUUGAUUCACAAACAAAAUUACCGGCAAAAAAAUUACUUAUGUAUUGGCUCCAGGUACGGCUUUAUAAUUAG